CCAGGCUUGUUCAGAAGCAGCUGAGCCUGGGCUGCCAGGGAGGAGGGCAGAAGCCAGCAGAGAGGGUUGGAGCUUGGACCCAGUGUUCCUGAGGGAUCUGAGCUGGGAGCAGGGAGCAGGGAGCGGGGAGGGCAUCCUCCACAGUGGCCACUGCACUUCCUAGCCGGGGAGGAGCGAGUGACUCUGGCAGCAGCUGUAGCAGCAGCAGCAGCGGCUCUGAGAUCCCAGCCUGUGCGCCUGCCUUUCUGUCCUAGCGCUCUGUCUGUCCCCAUUCUGGGAGCAGGUUGUCAGAUCCUAGAUUUUCAGUCCUUGCUCCGCACUUUCCACCUCCCUCCUCCAAUCAUGGAUGGCAACUCCCUGCUCUCCCAACUGAGGGCUCAAGGCUCCGCUGAAGGAGACUGGAGUUGGUGCAUUUGGCAUAAGAUGAGCCGCUGUCUGGUGAGCGUGAUCCCUCCCUGUGCGCUGCCCCAUGCACUGGGCGAUGCUGGGAGCUGGGUGCGGUCUGUGCUCCGAGCGCCACAGGCUGGGGGACAGCGCUGGCCGGCUCGCUCAGCUGGGGGGGGGGGGGAUCCAGCAACCAGACCUUCCGUGGAAGCAGCCUGGAGAGGUCUUGCACCUUGGGAAGACAGGUUUCAAGCAAGCAACUUGGAGUCAUCACUGAUGUGUGAGGUUCUGGGACCACAGCAGGGCAGUGCCAGUGGCAGCUCGGGAAGCAGCUCCAUCACAGCCUGUAAGAAGGUGCUUCGCAGCAAUAGCCUGCUGGAGUCCACAGACUACUGGCUGCAGAAUCAGAGGACACCCUGCCAGAUCGGUUUUGUGGAAGACAAGUCAGAAAACUGUGCUUCUAUCUGCUUUGUGAACCUGGAUGUGAACAAGGAUGAGUGCAGCCCAGAGCACCUGCAGCAGAAAUUGGUCAAUGUUUCACCAGAUCUUCCAAAACUUAUCAGCUCCAUGAAUGUUCAACAGCCAAAAGAAAAUGAAAUUGUCCUUCUGAGUGGAUUAACAUCUGGAAAUCUUCAGUCUGAUCUUGAAGUUUCACAGUGUACUUGGCGACCAGAUAUCUGCCUAGUCCAGUGUGCAAGAGGGAACAGACCAAACCGCACCGAUUGCAUCAUCUUUGAAAUCAACAAAUUUUUGAUUGGACUGGAACUGGUGCAGGAACGGCAGCUCCACUUGGAAACAAACAUCUUGAAAGUGGAGGAUGAUACAAACUGUUCCUUGUCUUCCAUCGAGGAAGACUUUCUCACUGCAUCUGAGCACUUGGAGGAGGAAAGUGAGGUGGAAGAAUUUAGGAAUGGUAACGAAAAUGUAAAUGUCUCUGCCAAUGUUUUGGAAAGCAAAAUGCGAAAGGAGUCCACCCAAGAGGAAUGGAAUCCCAGCAAGGAAAUGGUGCUUUACACUUUGAAAGACAAAGGUGCCAGCAAGUACCAGACACCGUUGAUUAAAAUGGAAAGUUCUCUGGGAAAAGAAGCAGAAGACAAAACCUUGCAGCAUCUGGAUGUCUCAGCCAAACUGUUAACAUGGAAAGGUGACACUACAGAGAAUGAGAAACCUAUCACCAAGCAUUAUCAUUCAGAAAAGUCUACUGGCCAAGUAAACAAAACACAGGCCCAGUAUACUCCAGGUGAUUCUUAUCUCUCCAGGAUGCUUAAAAAGGCUGGACCUUCAGCGUGUGGUCCAGUCACAGAGCUUGACUACAGUAAAGACCCAGGGUCCGCUGAAAAUGGAGUCAACUCUCUUCCUCCCAUACUCAAUGGAGAGGCUACUACUGGCCUGUAUGCGACAAAUUUGGCAGAAUCCGUACUACAAGAUGCAUUCAUCAGAUUAUCUCAGUGUCAGCCUACGCUGCUUCAGGAAUCUGCCAUCAGUGUUCCUGUCGGGAGUCCCCUACUUCCCAGUGGCUGUUCUACAAGCAAUACAGUGGUCCCUCGCUCCUGGGAUGAGCUCCCCAAAAUUGUUAUUGUUCAGAGUCCAGAAGGCAGUGAUGCUUCUCUGGAACCCAGCAUCUCCUCAUUGUCAGAAGCAGACAUCUCUGUUGAAAUCUCAGGUGUUCCCUCUGGACAGAACUCCAGCAGACACCCCCAGAGUGCUGUAGAAAUAGCACUGACAUGUGCGGCCACUGUGAUCGGAACUAUUUCCAGUCCACAGGCCACAGAAAGAUUCAAAAUGGAACAAGAAUCCCUGGUAUCCAGAUACUCACUGGAAGACGAUGUACUACUGCAGACUCAGACACACCAAAUGCUCAAAGAACCUUCCAUUAGUGAAUACUCCUUUCCAUCUGCUCUGUGUGGCAUGACCCAGGUGGCAAGUGCUGUAGCCAUCUGUGGCCUGGGUGAUACAGGAGAGAUGAAGAGCCCUGAGGCUUCAAGUGGCCUCUUCUCUGAAGCUGAGGACUCCACGGCCACCUCUUCACUUGGCACUCUGACAACCAGGAGGAGCCUGGAGCUAGGGAGUGAAGCCAUUGCAGAGGCAUUGCUCAAGGAAGCCUCGCUGGUUUUAACUAGACCAGAUACCUACAGCAGCAUCGGGGAGCUUGUGGGAUCCAUGACUAAGCGAUUCAUAGACACGGCUUCCGAACCUCAGGCUGUGGGCUCAGCAGACGUCCCCAGAAAUGAACUGGCACAGACCCUGUCCAACAUCAUCCUGAAGCAUUCCAUGGAUGAGGCUUACCAGAAAAGUCAGCCACAUGACCCCAACAGCAGCAAAGGCUCAUCUGAAACUCUGGACAGCUUAGUGGAGACCACAAAUCAGCUGCUCUUCAAUGUGAUAUGCUUCACAUUCAAGAAGAUGGCGCACAUGAUUGAACAUGGGGAAGGCCCCACUGCUCUUUUCAAAGAAACUGUCAGAUGGAGGGGAACAGAGCGAGCCUGCCAGCCCACAGCUCAGCCUGCCAGCCAAGCAUGGACCAACGCCACCGAGUCCUCCUGUGGCCAUCCACUUAGCCAUCUGCGGAGCACUGGCCUUGUUAUCCCUGACUUUGUAGAUGACAUGCAUUCAAUACAGCCAAAGCAGGAUAUCAAUGGCCCAGCCAGGCCAGGCCUCUUCAAGAGCCCCAAGCUGCAGUCUGAAUUGCCGUGCAAUCCAAGAGCACCUGACUGUUCAAUGACUAAAACUGCCGCCAGGGAAUCCUAUCUGAAAGGAAGUGUGAGACAAGAUGCAAAAACCUUUCAUCCAUUGCCCUGCUCCCAGGGGAAUGAGUACAGAAGCUCUUCAGGGGGAGAAAGGUCACCAGCACAGGGUCCCCAAGGUGCAGAGGUCAGCAUCCCUCCAAACAUCCAGGAAAAGUACUUGUGCAUCUCACCUGUCAACAGUGAGGCUCCAGUGAGCCUGUCCUUGCUAGGCACUGACUGGCUGCUUCCUGCCCCAGCGAUGCUGCAGACAAAGCACAGGGACGUGGGCUGCAUUGCAGAGUUUGCGGAAGAAUUAGCGGAGACCAUCGUUUCCAUGGCAACGGAGAUGGCAGCCAUCUGCCUGGACAACUCCAAUGGAAAGCAACCCUGGUUCUGUGCCUGGCGGAGGGGUAGCGAGUUCCUGGUGACCCCCAAUGUGUCCUGCAGGAUGCUGAAGAGGAAGAAGGAUAGCCAGAUGGGUGGCGUGGCAGUGAGGAAGCACAAACCACCAAGGCUCAGUGAGAUCAAGAGGAAAACAGACGAACAUCCAGAGCUGAAAGAGAAGCUGAUGAACAGAGUGGUGGAUGAGUCUGUGAACCUCGAGGACCUCCCAGACCCAGUUAACGUGUUUGCCAACGAGGUGGCCGCCAAAAUCAUGAAUCUCUCAGAGUACUCGGUGGUAGAUGGGGUCUGGCAAGCCCAGAGCUUCCCCCGGGGCCGUCUGCUCAGUGGGGACCACUGGAGCCGACUGAAGGCCUCAAGCUGUGACAGCAUCCCUGAGGAGGACUCCAGUUCCAGGGCCUGUGCCCAUGGCGUGGGCUUGAUGAGCACCCUGAGCCAGCCUGUGAGCAGGGCCAGCUCCAUGUCCAAGCAGUCCAGCUGUGAGAGCAUCACAGAGGAGUUCUCCAGGUUCAUGGUCAACCAGAUGGAGAAUGAAGGGUGGGGGUUUGAGCUGCUGCUGGACUACUAUGCAGGCAAGACCGCCAACAGCAUCCUGAGCUCAGCCAUGCAGCAGGCGUGCAGGAAAAAUGAGCACCUGAGCGUGAGGUCCAACUGUCCGUCUAAGCAGUCCAGCACUGAGAGCAUCACCGAGGAGUUCUACAGGUACAUGCUGAGGGACAUGGAGAGGGACAGCAAGGACAGGGAGGGCACCUCCUCCAGGAGGAGCAGCCAGGACUGGAGCCCGGGCUUCCUGUCACCCUCUCUGAGGUCCCCGUUGUGUUACAGACAGUCAUCGGUGCCUGACAGUAGGUCCCUGGGCUCUAGGCUGACUGUGAAUGCACCCAUCAAGGCCAACUCCCUGGAUGGCUUUGCUCAAAACAGCCAGCAGGACUUCCUCAGCGUGCAACCAGUCAGCAGCGCUUCCUCCUCUGGCUUCUGCAGAUCUGACUCUUGCUUGUAUCAGAGACGGGGAACCGAUCAGAUCACCACCAUGCUGAUCCGUGAGACCUGGGCCAACUCCAUCCAGGCCCUCAUGAGGAAGAACAAGAUCAUCUCGGAUGAUACAGAGGCCAGGGAUGCUGAGCCUGGCUCACCGGUGAAAGCAGACACAUGUGUGAGCAGGUCAGCCUCCAGCAGAGCGCAAAGCCGGCCGGCUCUUGUGGUCCAGGAAUCUGCCAAUUACCCAAGGAGAGACUCUCUCUCAGAGAGCAAGCACCCCCCAGUGAACUCUCCCAGCAAAUGCAUUCCUCUCAUCAACAGCAGCAUGUCAGAUUCCAGAAAGGAAACUUCCUGCUGUGAAAUGGUUUCUCCAAGCCAGCCCCAAAGAUCUGUUUGCUCAAGAGAAGUGCCUUUAAUUCAGAUCGAAACUGACCAGAGAGAAGAGUGUGCUGGGGAAACUGAACAGUCCCUUUCCAAAAGCAGCCCCCUGGAGAAAGCAGAAGAGGCUUUGAAGGAAGAAAAAGUCACAGCAGACAUGGUGAGGGUUGGAGACACUGACCUGAGCAGCUGGCAGGCCCACAGGGGCAGCUUUGACUUCAGAGAUGUAGCAGAGACUGAAGUCACCACAGAAGGCAGAGCCCCAGGGGACUUUUCCAACCCUUCAGGCAGUAGUGGGGGCAGCAUGGACAGCUGGUCCCAGCUGGCCAAUGAGGAAGACAACCCAGAUGACACGAGCAGCUUUCUACAGCUCAGUGAGCGAUCUAUGAGCAAUGGCAACAGUAGUGCCACUAGCAGUGAUGGCAUUAUGGACCUGGACAUUUAUCAGGAAAGCUUGCCAUCUUCUCCCAUGAUUAAUGAAUUAGUAGAAGAAAAGGAGAUUCUUAAAGGACAGUCAGAAACCACAGAGGAGCAUGCCCCUGGUCUCCCAGGGGUAGUAAAUGUCCACCAGGGCAGCUUGCUGGUGAUCAACUUUGACCUGGAGCCAGAAUGUCCUGAUGCCGAGCUCCGAGCCACUCUGCAAUGGAUAGCUGCCUCUGAACUCGGGAUUCCUACCAUCUACUUCAAGAAAUCUCAGGAAAACAGAAUUGAGAAGUUUCUAGAUGUUGUGCGGCUGGUCCAUCAGAAGUCUUGGAAAGUGGGGGAUAUCUUCCAUGCAGUUGUCCAGUACUGCAAGAUGCAUGAGGAGCAGAAGGAAGGGACCCCAAGUCUCUUUGACUGGCUCUUAGAACUAGGAUAAGGCAGCUGUGUCCUGUAGAGUACUAUUUUCCUUUAUUCCAGUUUAGAUUACAGUGGUUUGCUCUAAAUGCUCUCAACUCUCUCAAAACAUUGCAUCACAUUAGCAGAGCUAUAAAAUAUCCGCUGCUCAAGUCUAUUGUACAGGGACAAAUCGGAGGAAAAUGCUGUUAACAUCAAUACAAACUGUGCGUGAGUUCAGAAGAGCUUCUACUGCAAUGGCUGGGGGAAAAAAAUCAGAAACUUUUCAUGGGACUCAAAUUAAAAGCGCGUAACUCAGCCCAGUCUCUAGGCAAAUGGAAUUUUCAUAUUUUAACAAUAUAAGAUGAGUUAUCAUAUCUCCAAUUAUGUGAACCAUUGAGACAAAGUGGUGAUCAAAAUAAUUUUAUAAACAAUAUUGUAACUUCCUCACUUUAAGAGCAGUUAAAGGGACCAUUAAUCUAAUUAUAGACUUGUGAUAUGGUUCAGAAGUUUCUAAGAAUCUUAUAUGAAGAAUUUCCACUUUCAGACUGUAUCAGUGGAAAUUAAUAAAAAUACAAGGAUAUGACCUGUGUCCUCUACUAUGAUCAUUUCCUCUGAUAAAUGUCCCACAUCUUCCCUAUGGUGUCUGGGUUUCUCAAUCACCACAGAAUGACUGACUUCCUGUGAGAGAGAAAUUAGUUACAGAUUGUCUCGUUUUCACCUCUGUGUCACUUGAGUAACAUAAUUAAAGAAUUCUUACUCUACUGAAAAGCUUUCUUAUAAAAAUAAUGUCUUCAGAGUUUAAAAAAAACCUGCUUAUGCAUUAAAUUAUAUAAAAUAAACUUCAUUUUAUUUUUAUUGUAAAUUAUGAAGAAAUCAUUAUCCUAAGUAUUAUAUACUGAGUUUGAUUAGAGUUGCACAAGAUGUAAAGAGACUGUUGCCCUAAGUCAUGUUGUUGACACUCGAGUUCAUUGAUCCAUUUCAUUAUGAAGGUGUUGAAUUCAUCUGGCAGAUCUACUAUUCAGAUGAUAUAAAGACAGAUGCAGAAUUUCACAUGAUUGGUUAAGGUCAUAGACUUCUCUUGAUACAGAGUUAUGGAUAUUUAAAUUAUGGAAAAGGAAAUUUAAAUAUUUUAGUAAGAGAUUUGCUCUUUUUUAUAUAAAGUUAUAUAAUUCCUCCCUGAUCAGUCUUCUUUCCUUUUGAUUCAAUAAGCUACACUGUUUUUUAUUUUCUUGAUCAAAGGUGUUUAUUAAAGAAUUCCUGAUUACGACGAUUUUACUAUUUUUAACAAUGUGAAGUAAUUUUAAAUGUUAAAAAGACCCCAGGUUAUCAGUGCUGAAUUUAUGUGUCACUCACAUGUUGAAAUAUCAAGAAAGUUUCCUCGUAAGCCAUACCAGCCUCCCGCCCACAUGCCACCCCGCCAUUCUACUACAGAGACUGUCAUGAAUAUUUAGAAGAUAUUAGCCAAAUAGUGCAAUGUUAUAAGUGUAAUUUUAAAAUAUUAACCAAAUGUCAAAUUUUAAAAUGUGUCCUUCAAUCAAACUGAGAGUUCUUUGUUCUAUUAAAUGGAAAAUAAUAUAUUUAUUUUUUAAACAGUCCCAUAAUAUUGUAUGUAGAUUUUUGUUGUGCUUGAAUGAAUGUUUAUUUAUCCUACAAAGCACAAGUACGGGACCAUAACCAUGUGGUACAUUUAUAUCUGUGAUAUCUAAUGUUGCAAACUAAUCAAUAAAAGGUUUUGUUGCCUAAAUAUA
Molecule: messenger RNA, 7435 nt
Organism: Erinaceus europaeus (western European hedgehog)
Lineage: Eukaryota; Metazoa; Chordata; Mammalia; Eulipotyphla; Erinaceidae
Gene: SPHKAP
Product: SPHK1 interactor, AKAP domain containing
Exons: 13
Coding region: 343-5727 (1794 amino acids)
Cellular component (GO): cytoplasm
Molecular function (GO): protein kinase A binding
Source: RefSeq, a predicted model, not a curated record